CCGUGUGCGUGUACCUUCCUGCCAGAGCGCUGGACUCACUUCUUCGCUGGGCAUGUCGUCGGUACUGUGCUGUUUCAGGUGCUGCGGGGAUGGCAGCUCUGGGCACAUCCCGCUUAAAGAGAUGCCGGCGGUGCAGCUGGAUACACAGCAUAUGGGGUCGGAUGUUGUAAUUGUUAAAAACGGAAGAAGGAUCUGUGGUACAGGUGCCUGUCUCGCUAACGCACCUCUUCACCAGAACAAGAGUUACUUCGAAUUUAAAAUCCAGUCGACGGGUGUAUGGGGCAUUGGAGUUGCAACGCAAAAAGCAAACCUGAACCAGAUUCCUCUCGGUCGGGAUGUUCACAGUCUGGUAAUGAGGAACGACGGAGCCAUUUAUUACAACAACGAGGAGAAGAGCCGGCUCCCUGCAAACAGUCUGCCCCAGGAAGGUGAUGUGGUGGGUAUCACUUACGAUCACGUAGAAUUAAAUGUAUAUUUAAAUGGGAAAAAUAUGCACUGCCCAGCAUCUGGCAUUAGAGGAACGGUUUAUCCAGUUGUUUAUGUCGACGACAGUGCGAUUCUGGAUUGUCAGUUCAGUGAAUUUUAUCACACGCCGCCAGCUGGAUUUGAGAAGAUAUUGUUUGAGCAACAAAUAUUCUGAAUACAUCAGACCUCAGCUAUGUUCCCAAAGCUUUCUUUCCUACCAAUAUAACGCUUCACAAAAUCUACAUUGUAUUUAUAUCUCAUCGUAUGCUGGCUUUUUGAAAACUAGUAUGUGUAAGUAUUUUCUAAAGGUGUCACCUAACUUCAGUGAUCACCCUCCUUA
This is a messenger RNA of Spea bombifrons (plains spadefoot toad), 805 nucleotides long. RefSeq names its product SPRY domain containing 7 (gene SPRYD7). Gene Ontology annotation, molecular function: protein binding. The record is from RefSeq and is a predicted model, not a curated record. Lineage: Eukaryota; Metazoa; Chordata; Amphibia; Anura; Pelobatidae. The transcript has 5 exons. Bases 53 to 640 code for a protein of 195 amino acids.